GCAGUAUCGCGUCGCGCUCGCUACUCCUCGGUCCUCGACCCGGGAGGCUCGUACGUGAUACAGACCUCGACAGGUCACCGCUCAAGUGCAUCCACACCGCGAGUGAUGUGUCCCCGCUGACAUGUGCAAACGGCGAGUGAGUGUAGUGAAAUGCGCGAGAGGUGAUAGUCGCUGUUGGCCCACCAGACCUUAGCUAUGUGGACUUUCUUAAUCCCCAUAUUGGCCCUCGUCGAGCUAGGCGGUGGGGCCACUUUCGCACCCAAUAAGGAACUUCUCGAAUGCGCAAGCCAGAUCCUGUACAUGGACCAGCAGAUGUAUCAGAUCCCCACAAACUACAAUAGAAACAUUCCACCCGGAAAAAACACUACAGUAUACAUCGGCGUAAACGUCAAUCGUGUGUCUGGCGUCGAUGAGAACAAAGGGGAGAUAACACUCGACGUAUUCCUACAAGUAUCAUGGGAGGAGAAGAGACUCCACGUGCCGAAGAACUCGCCCUUCAUCGACCUUCCGUGGGAGUAUCGACAGCUGAUCUGGACCCCAGACUUAUACAUAUGGCAACUUCAGACCAUGAAGAUCUUAUCGGUGCUGCAAGAGAUGGCAUCCUUGAGGCUAUACUCCAACGGCACCGUCUCAGUCAGUAUUGGUGCUACAAUCACAAUCAAGUGCGAGAUGGACUUCGUUCUAUACCCGCUAGAUGUACAAAAUUGCGAUAUAGACUUUAGUAGUUACAAGUACACAACGCAAGAUGUGCGGUUCGAAUGGCGUGAAGUGGCGCCUUGGUUGGGACUCGGUCUAGUCGGAGAGCAUAGGAACCAGUACCGUCUACCGAAAUACGUGGUCACCUUCGCCACCGACAAAAGCGAACAUUCAGCAGCUCGUCUCCAGAUAAAGCUGUCCAGAGAGCUCCGGAGCUAUCUCUUGGAGAGCUACCUGCCGUCUUCCUUGUUCGUCAUCAUAUCUUGGGGCAGUUUUUGUGUCAUCCCGGAGAUUGUUCCCGGCCGCAUGGUGCUUCUGGUCACCACGCUACUAUCUCUAGUUACGAUGUUUGACACAGUCAGCACAAACUCUCCAGAUGCGUUAGAGCUCAAGUGCAUCGAAGUAUGGCUGAUCUCAUGUACGAUAUUCGUGUUCCUGGCACUGUUGGAGUACUUUGUGGUGUUAUUCGGCAUCCGGUACGACAAGAACUGGAGCCGACGACGGCAGGACUUACGCAGGGCUGCGUCCGCGGCGCAGUUGGCACCUCCGCCGUUACACAUUAACCAUACGCAGAGAUUGAGCACACCCGUAACAGGUACGCCUCAAGGUGGUGUCUUCUCUCCGCAACUGAGCGUCGAAGAUGAGGGCCUCAAACAGCAAUUCUCCCACCAGACAAUUCAAAGGGAUUCACCGAUAUUCGACACGAUGCCUCCGGGUGACAGGCCGGCCAAUUUCAUGGCGAGAGUAGCGGCUGUGGUGGACCGUGGCGUUAUGUUUUGUGGCGCCCAACAUGGGGCUCUGGACAGGAUCGCCCUAAUACUCUUCCCACUGUGCUUCUGUCUUUUCAACAUUAUUUAUUGGACCACGUAUCUAAGCGAAGCGGCUCAAAAUAAAUGAACGACAUUUAAAAAACGUUAUGUGAAAGUGACACUUAAUCUUAAGAAAAUAUCGCUUGAUAUGUGAUUUGAGUGCCUCAGACAAUAUUAACUUAGAUAAUUGUGAUUAUUGUAAAUAUUAGACAAUUUGCUAGUCGAUCUUACGCAUAGUUGUUUGACCCCAUAUUGUUUUUAAUAUUCAAUUUGAUAACAAUAACGUUUGUAGGUACUUUGAGUGAGAUUACGUGUACCUAAUUUAAUGUAAACUGUACUUAAAUUCGUUGAAAUUCCUAACCCAUGACCACGAUGCACAUCGAACUGUGAGACCAAAGACAAUAUAUAGGUAAAAUGAAACUGGAAAGCUCCUAUUUUAAAGAAAAAAACAUUUCUCCUUUAUCCUUAACUAUAUCAAAAUUUUAAAAUAAAGUACAUUUCAGUAUCUAUCCAAAAUGUGCCUUUUAAAUGUACUUUUAUCCAGCAUAUCUUAAACUAAACUUUGAGACUAAACAUAUCAAUGGAUGAUACAUCUACUCUCUCAACAAACUGUAAAUUUUAACAUAUCUACAUAGUUAAAUCACAAACUUUCCAAUAAUCGCUUAGUUAGUACCCUAUUUCCUAAGUGAUUGUUUGCUUAAUAUAGAUAUAAUUUUUCUAUUAAUAACAUUGUGUAAGUAUUUUACUAAGCGUAUCGCGUAAUAGUUUUUGAAACGCAAUUACAAAGUUGUUUGUAAACAAAUUCAAAAGUACCAAAGGUUCAGUCCCAUAUGAUUAUCCGACAAGGAUUAUAUUUUACAUGAGACUACGGCUCAUUAAAGAUGAAUUAAAACCUACUUAUAAUUCUCAUACUUAAGGUGCCACUAUAUUGAAGCGGAAUUACAAUUAUUUCAUGACCAUAGCUAAGCGGUGAAUGCUACAGAUUACAGAGAGAGCAAACACUACCUACUAAUUUCGAUAGACAACAUUUAUUCUUGCUUAUGUAAAUAUAGUUAACUGUAGGCCGAAAUAUUCAAACAGACCCCAUACGAACCGCAUGAUCUAACAGUAUUUGCGCAAAUAUGUGCAAAGUAUAGUCACAAAGCAUUAUUAUAUUACCCGUGACAUAAUAUGUGACGUAAACAAUGUCUGCCGACUUGGUAACUACUUUAAAAUAUUUUCCAUAAUGAAAAACAGCAUGCCUAUUCAAUUUACUGUAAUACUUACAAUACCAUUACGCGGCAUAUUAAUAAGACCAGUGCAGAGGCGGUCUUAUAGUCUACGAGAUCUGAAAUGUGCAAAAGCUUUCUAAAACUUGAUAUUUAGGUAUGUUAUAGUACUAAGGGUACUGACGAAUAAGCUUUCAGCAAAUUUUAAAACAAUUAAAUUCAAUAAUUAACUUUGCACCACCUCCACCAGAUAUUCCAGACGCACUGGAUACUGAGUGAUAUACCCUACAGUUCUUCCAAAUACUGAAAUAUCAAGUUUUAGAAAGCUCUUGCACAUAUCCGUCAUGAGCUCUCCGUUUAUUGAGGCAUUAGGCAUUGCUAUAAGGCAUCUCGCGCGUAAGAGGACCUCGUGUCUAAGGUUACCUUAGAGCGAUAGGUACCUCAGGCCUAAGAGAGCCUCGAAUCUAAGAUGGCCUAACAAAAAUUACAACUAAGUACAGUCACUUAACGGCUCCUGGUACAUUUCAUUUUCAUUUGAUUAGCUACGUAUUAGGUUACGCGCGCACUGGUGACUUUUUGUCUCAUAUCAACGUGCUUUUGCAAUAGCGCGCCUAUUUGAACGUCAAGUAAUAGCAACGUUAACGUUAACUUGUGACUAAUGACAGGACAGCGCGAUUACAGAAACCAUAGACAAAAACAAUAAGUAGCUAUGACAAAAAAUCACUGUGUGCGAUUAGUCUAAAAUUUUACAUUUUGUUUUAAACUGUUAAAGGCAGGAGCGUCACAAAUCUAAUGCUAUCACUGAUGAAUAAUAGCUUAGUGUACAUUAUUUAUUAUUAUUAAGUUAUUCUUAUAAUAAAUUGUUCAUUAAAACGUCCAUUUGAAUAAUGAUCUAAGGAUAAUGUUGUUAUUUAUAUUAUGUCUAAGACAAACUAAGAGAAUUUAUGUUAUUUAUUGAAAAUUUGUAAUAUAUAAUGUUAUCUAGUCAUAUUUUUAGAUAUAGAAAACUGUAAUUAUUUCACGGUUAAGAUACAUACAUAUUUUAUCAAUGCACAAAUUGCUUAUAGUGCACAAAUCAAUUAUACCUACCUUUAGAUUUUUUGGCAUCAAAAUCAAAGUUAUAAGCUCGUUGCAAUUAUAAACAUGUUUAAAGUAAUAUAACUAAACUAUAGAAAGUGCUUUGUUAUGAAUAUUUUGGUUAUCCUAUUGCCCGACAAAAACUUAUCUGAAUCACACAUCAGCCGAGAGCAAGUCGGCCUCCCGCACCGAGGAUUUCGUAGAUACAAGUAACAUUUUAAAAUCAUAUCAAAAGGUCCCCUAGUUUCUUAAAUAUCAAAUCUGACUUGAAAGUAAAAAAAAUGUUAUUACCGUUCUCAAAAAUAAUUUGAUAUUAUUAUACUGUGCUGUGUGACAGGCGGGUGGACGGACGGACGGACACACGAAUGCACACUAUGUAAUGUAACCCUAAAAAAUCAAAAGGAAAAUUAGAAAAGGAUCAAAUUUGACUAGUGUCUUUUCUACAUUUAAAUAAUUGCAUAUAUUUAUCUAUAUUACAUAAACACAGAAUAUAUUGUCCAAUAAUAAUGUUUUUUGAUGUCAGCUAUUAAUUCGGAUAAAUAUUUACCGGGGCCGGUUUUUGGAUAUGGAAAAUAAAAUAUGCGAUCCUAAUAAAAUAUUCCUUACCCUAUUUUCGUAGCCAAUGAUUGUGUAAUAAGCAAUAACUUUCAUGGAAUGGAAUCUUAUAAGUACUACUCGGUCGAGUUAACGUAACACCUGACUCGAACUUGAACCCCCCUCACCCCGCGCAUGCCCUCGGGACACCCCGCCGUCGCCAUUCAGUAGCGACAGUAUAACAGUAUUUGCACUAUUACAUUUUCGGCAGUAUUAUAUUUUGUCGGUAUUAAUUAAUUAAAAUUCUCUUAUUAUUAUUGGAUUUUUGUUUAAUAAAAAUGACAAUGAAAGUGGUUAUGUCUGAAAUAGAGGAAAAUAUAUAUUAAUGAUUGAGCGUAAAAAUUGAUUCAUAAUUAUUUAUUUUUACUUCCUUGCCGUCGAAAUAGAAGUAUUAAAUAAUUUUCUGAACAUUCAUUGUCAUACAUAAUUCACUAAUUGUAUUAAUCAGCAGUGAGAAAAAAAUGCAACACGUUCGAUACAAAAAUCAAUGGUUCAAAGGGCGUAUUUUUGACACAGUAACUUAUCGAUUAAAUUAUAAUAAUAAAUCUUAAAAAAAGACGAUAUUUUUGCAAAAUAUCUAGCAUAAGACGCAUUAAGCAAAAAUAGAUGCAACAUAAAAUUAAUCACGAACUUACACAACGUGCCUUUUGGUUCUCUAUGUAUCUUUUAGUUAGAACAUUGGUAUUCAUCGUUAAUUUAGGAUAAGUUAUCAAUAAAUCUAUGAAAGGACAGUAUUAAAAAUAUUACUCUCAUCAUGGAUUUAGCCACUAGCGAAUAAUGUAAAAUAAUGGAAUAAAAGACAUUAUUUUAAAUAAUC
Diatraea saccharalis (sugarcane borer) is the source of this 5201-nucleotide messenger RNA. The record is from the annotation of a GenBank genome assembly. NCBI's taxonomy places the organism in Eukaryota, Metazoa, Arthropoda, Insecta, Lepidoptera, Crambidae.